Coregonus clupeaformis (lake whitefish) is the source of this 807-nucleotide messenger RNA. Its product is annotated as endothelin-converting enzyme 2-like. Gene Ontology annotation, cellular component: plasma membrane. The coding region runs from base 1 to 807 and encodes 268 amino acids. The transcript has 7 exons. Gene Ontology annotation, molecular function: metalloendopeptidase activity. NCBI's taxonomy places the organism in Eukaryota, Metazoa, Chordata, Actinopteri, Salmoniformes, Salmonidae. Gene Ontology annotation, biological process: protein processing. The record is from RefSeq and is a predicted model, not a curated record.
AUGACAGAUAAGUAUGAGGCCGAACGGAACAACUGCAACACUCACGCGUCUGAAAUAAAUACCCUCAGCUCCCAAGUGGACUCUGCGAUGCAGCAGAACACCACCCUUAGGUACCAUCUGGAGGAACUCCAGAACAGCCACGCGCUACCGCUUGACUACCCAACCGAGCAACCAAGCUCGCAACCGGAGCCUGGGGAACAAAGGAGUGCAGAGGGUAUGAUCAAUGAGAUCCGUACUGCCUUCAAAGAUGCUCUUGAUCACCUCAAGUGGAUGGACAAACAAAAGCGUCAGGCAGCCAAGGUCGACACCUACUGGAUAGCGGACGCCAUCUAUGACAUGAUUGGAUUCCCUGACUUCAUCCUGGACCCCAAAGAACUGGAUGAUGUUUAUGACGGGUAUGACGUCUCGGAAGACAACUUCUUCCAGAACGCACUCAACUUCUACAACUUCUCUGCCAGGGUGAUGGCCGAUCAGCUCCGCAAACCGCCCAACAGGGACCAAUGGAGUAUGACCCCUCCCACAGUCAACGCCUACUACAUGCCCACCAAGAAUGGCAUUGUCUUCCCAGCUGGAAUCCUUCAGGCACCCUUUUAUGCACAGGAUCACCCCAAAGCACUGAACUUCGGGGGGAUCGGAGUGGUGAUGGGACACGAGCUCACUCAUGCCUUUGAUGACCAGGGCAGGGAAUACGACAAAGACGGGAACCUUCGGCCAUGGUGGCAAAAUUCCUCUGUGGAAGCAUUUAAGAACCGCACGGAAUGCAUGGUGGAGCAGUACAACGGGUUUACAUCAAUGGGGAGCAUAUAA